CUGCUCCCGCUCAUGUCGAGUCCGCUUUGCUGGCUUCCUAAAAUAGUAUCUGCAAACUCGACCACAUCAUCCAAUCCCAGGAGCCCCAGGACUGGACUGGACUGGACUGGAGGGGUCGAUACACUGUAUGGAAUAUAGUAUUUGCUACUCCGCCAGCAAGUCAAAUCCCAUCCCAUGAUCCAUUCUGCUUCUGUCGAACCGUUGAUUACCGAAAGUUUCUCACCUGCUUGUUUGAAUAUUUCACGACAAACAACCUUGAGUUUUCCGGCGUUUUGAUACGAUCGGCCGUGCGUGUUGUGACCUAGCCUACAUCCCUUUAUCGAAGCCAUAUGUUCAGACCUGGCCACCAGGGAGCAAGAAUCGGGGCGCCAAAAUAAACUGGUCUCGAGGCUAUCUAAGAUAUACUUAAGCUUGCCCAAGUCUUUUCGUCACUUGCAUUAGAAAAAAAACCCUCCCCUUGCUCGGUCGCACCAAUCGCAGCCUUCCACGCUAAGAUACCCAGGCAUCUCGCCUUGUUCAGGGACCACGCACUUCACACUUCUUCCCCAACCGCGACAACUGCUCCACCCCAGCAAAGCAUUCGUACCUUAGCGCACCACUCGAGCGCACUAUCAUAGCGCACCACCUCAGCCACGGCCGGGUUUGGUGUGUCUGUCUCCUCAAGCUCUUAUACCCAACUUACGCAUCAUCUCCAGCUCUUUCGCUGUGGAGAGUCGAACCGACCGAACCCAGCUCUGGCAAUACGGCAACGGAGUAUUGGCUCGGUGGAUGGCGUACAAGUCAGACUUCGUUCUGUUUCCCUCACUCUACAGACAAGCCUCUCUUGGCUGGCUACCCGCUGUAACUAUCAGGCUCGGUCCCGCGCCACCGUCAGGUUCCGCAGAGUUUCCAACCGCCCUUAAACUGCCAUCCAUUCCUCCCUGCACGGCCUCAAACGUCCGACAUCAACGCAAUCGCCUCAACCAUCACCAGCGCAUCGCUUCAUCUCAUCAUGGCCUCACGAGGCCCCAAUGAAGGGUUGCCCAAGCCAGAAGUUGGCGACACCUUGAUUGUGAUACAUGAUUUCCAGGCUCGAAGCUCCGAUGAACUCAGUCUUGCGAAGGGAGACCGAGUUGAACUCAUAGAACGAGACGACGAGUUUGGUGAUGGAUGGUUCCUUGGCCGUCAUCUGGUCAACAAUAAUAAUGGGCUCUUUCCUGAAGUUUACACUAGGCCAGCCCCAAGAAAUAUUCCCACAAGCACUUUCAGUGUUUCGAAGGCCCAGACUGCUCAGCAAGAACAGGCUCAGGACUCGAGCGCCGAUACAGGUACCAAAGAAGAGAACGAGUUGCAACAACCACAAACUAGGAACCCUGUGACAUUACCUCUCAAUAACGUCAAAUCCGAACCCUCACUGGUGCCGAGCGAGCCACCUGUCUUGCCCGCCUUGAGCCAACUAACGACUCAGAAUCAGGACAGCCCUGUCUUGCAUGAAACGCUGACUGUUAUUGACGAGCACAUUACCGAUUUACGAUCACCAGCGAGCAAUGGCGGACUCCGGGCGAUAGCGAACGAUUCUGGAAGCGAAUACAGCAGCACCCAUCCCGACCAACGAGCAUCAUACAUACAAGGUGAAGAGACUGACGAAGAAGAGGAGGGUUUUCAUACGCGAGACGAAGUCGAAUCGUGGUCUCCCGAUGAUGUUGCCGAAUAUCUCUUUACUUCGGGUGUCGAAAAGCACCACUGCGAGGUCUUUAGGGACCAAGAGAUAUCCGGUGAGGUUAUCCUUGGUAUGGAUCAGAGCUCACUGUUCAUCAAGGCAUUCGAUCUUGGGUCUGUCGGCCGGCGCCUCAAGACUUGGCACAAAAUCAAGGCACUUCAGGAUGAAGUGAGUAACCAAGGCUUGGAGACACGGCGUACAACACAAACCUUUGGAAACGAUGGUUCAGAAGAAGGCCGUAGAUCUCGGAGCCGAGCAAACACCCUGACCAAUCGGCCCACUUCUAUUCAGACCAGGCGACUCUCCUUAUCGCAGAAUACGCCAAAGGCAUCUCCGACAUUUGGAGGAUCUCAUGCGCAAGAGAGCUCUAACCGCGCUAGUCAUAUCAAGCGGCCAUCCGCGGCGUCGAUCAGAGAAUUGAACCAUUCGCGUCGACACUCUUCGUCGACUGACUUUCGCCAAGCUGGCCCUGCGACGGCAAGCCCAGCCGUUCCCGUUCCUAGGAUCGCGACAUCGGGUACUUUCCCCGGAAGCGAGACUGCCCAUAAAAAGCAACCAUCAUUUGACAGAAAUUGGACCCUAGGCAACGCUUAUUCGCAACCCCCCCAGCGACCCCUUUCUUCAACUGGCCUUCAGGAUCUACUUAGCCCAUCGGGAGCAGAAGCACAGGAUUCUAGUGUCGACGCUGAUCGGGGUUACUUCUCUGGAACAGAGGUGGAUGGGAGGAAGAGAAACUUGUUGCGAAAGCGCGACAGCAAUGCUGAAUCGAGAAAGUCAAGUUAUGCCGAAGAGCAAAGGGUUAGAAGCGCCACAGCUAUGGCACGACAGUCAAGAUUCGGUAGCGUGGGGUCUAUUGCGGAAGGGGGUAUCUCGUCAGCAGCUCAAAAGUACUACGGUAUUCAGUCUGGCGCUCAUAGGAGAACUGCGUCAGCCGCUUCGGAAUCAACGAUGAACAUGCCACCACCCAAUGAUGUUCCUUCACCCACCGUCACCAAACUGGACACUUCGGUCAGUUCCGCUCGCUCAACCGCCUCACCUAUGACAUCGAGACAUCAAGGUUUCAACUCGGACUGGCUGUCGUCAAUGGUCAACAAACCCAUUGCCCUUGCUGGAGGAAAAGGUAUGCGGGCCAUAUCUGAUAACCUUAGCCUUGACCGAUCUAAGGCGUCAACUCCAACGGACUCAUCGAACAAAGAUUUCUUAGUUGACUCACCUGCGCGAACCGGCUCGACAACUCCAUCAGGUGGAGCAAGCUUCGAUCUUGAAUCGCCCGACACUGCCAAGAGUCCCAGCACUCCCGUAACCCAGGUCAACAAGAAGGCUGGCAAGAAGGGCAAGAAGGAAACGAGCGCAUACACCCGUGGGCUGCUCAAAAUCUCGCCAAAGGAAGCAAGCAAAGAUGCCGAUUAUAGUGGCUGGAUGAGGAAGAAGAGUUCCAACCUCAUGACAACCUGGAAGCCUCGUUUCUUUGUUCUCAAGGGCCGGCGGCUGGCUUAUUAUUACUCAGAAGAUGACGACCAGGAAAAGGGACUCAUCGAUAUCUCGUUUCACCGAGUUCUACCAGCAGACAAUGAAAAACUCACAGGUCUUCAUGCUACGAUCACAAGCCUUGGGGGUCAAUCGAUGCCUGCGUCCCAGAAUAGCGAUGAUAACUUAGAAAAGGGAGAUGACUCUAUCUUCAUCUUCAAGCUGGUUCCUCCCCGAGCUGGUCUCUCCAGGGCUGUGAACUUCACAAAGCCAACCGUUCACUACUUCGCUGUUCCCAAUUUAAAGCAAGGUCGUUUAUGGAUGGCGGCCUUGAUGAAGGCGACAAUUGAUCGAGAUGAUACGAAACCCAUCACUACGACGUACCAGCAGAAGACAAUCUCUCUUUCUAAAGCCAAGCAGAUGCGUCAUCGCCCACCGGCUCUAAUGAACCUCGACGAAGGGGCCGAAGAGGACGCUGGCACGGCCCGAAAGGAAGCCAACGGCCUGGGAAUUUCAUACGACGAGGCUGACAGCGGUGUUUCUGGCGUCGACAAACUCGCGGGCCAAAAGGCUGAAGAAGCCAAGUCAAACCUCGAGCCCGAGAAAGAGCAAGAGAACCUACAGACAGCUUGAUCGAUGCCAUGCACACGACCUUACUUAUAAAUUUCUUCCUAAUCGGUGUGAGGCGUAUCUGGCCUUUCCCUAACAAAACUUCCCUUACACAUUUUCCCACACCCCCUUCUCAUAUAGAAGCUUAAUCCUUGUCUUUUCUUUUCUUUUUACUUGAUACCUCGGGCGCAGGGGGAAACUGGAAAUCUCAAUAAGAUAUGGUGAUGAAACAAACAGAUGCGGAUGGAAUGCAAUGCAAUGGAAAGUGGAGGAGAAUCUCAGCUCAUCCCUUUGGUAGUGGAUAUGCACGGGCCGAGACUGGCGAACAAGAACGAACAAGACUGUCAUGUUACAAGAGACAAUGAUGAUGAGGAGGGCUUUUAUUAUUGGCAUUUUUACAAACAUGAAAGUCUUGAGGAUGAUUUGCUGAGCUGGAGAAAAUGAGCGUCCCUCUGGACGGCGUCCGUGCUGGUAGCUUGAAAUCCUGUUUUUCUCGUGGUCAUAAUGUGAACGAAGAUCCUUACAUUUGAGUGACACAAACCUAUUGCAAUCGAGAGCACCCUGGGGUGGAUGGAGAUUUUCUGCUGAGCAGAGAAUACGGAUUGAGCUGAGGGCGCGCAAUUAAGCUCUGAAGUUCACAUAGUCUCGCGCAGAUAAAUUGAAUGCAAAAAAAAAAGUUCAUGAAAUAUCGAAUUGGAAGACGAUCGCUUGCUCUAGAGGUAUAUGAGAC
Messenger RNA from Fusarium verticillioides 7600, 4505 nucleotides. RefSeq lists its product as hypothetical. Gene Ontology annotation, molecular function: protein binding. The coding region runs from base 992 to 3799 and encodes 935 amino acids. The record is from RefSeq and is a predicted model, not a curated record. The transcript has 3 exons. Gene Ontology annotation, biological process: actin cytoskeleton organization. NCBI's taxonomy places the organism in Eukaryota, Fungi, Ascomycota, Sordariomycetes, Hypocreales, Nectriaceae. Gene Ontology annotation, cellular component: plasma membrane.